Molecule: messenger RNA, 2142 nt
Organism: Pipistrellus nathusii (Nathusius's pipistrelle)
Lineage: Eukaryota; Metazoa; Chordata; Mammalia; Chiroptera; Vespertilionidae
Source: the annotation of a GenBank genome assembly
AUGGAGGAGCCACAGACGUCCCCCGCGCAUGAUGGCCGUGGGGGCGACAUAGUCACAGAGAGAUUCCGGGUCCAGUCGGAGCGGUCCGCUUCCCAUGUCCAGCUCGCGUGCCGCGCGCCGCACUGCGCGUUCCCAGUGGACGGGACUGUGCUCUGUGUGCAGAUCAUCUCGGACCCCGCCCAGCAGCUUCUGAUUUUAAAAGGACACCAUCAGCCAAUCACUGCCGUGGCAUUUGGCAACAUGGAACACCCGCUUAUGGUCUGCUCUGCCUCCCAAGACCGCGUGCUGAUGUGGAGGCUGGAGGAGUGCCGAGAGAAUGCGCUUCAGGCCUCCCCCGUCCUGAGCCUCUUCAUCGAUGGGGAGAGCCAGCAGCUGGUGGCCGGGGGUGCCGAGGGCCAGCUGUGUAUCUUCAGUUUGGUGGAAGGUCAUCAUUAUCGUCAAGUGACGCGUGUGGACCUGAGGAAAGAGAUGGAGAGUUUCUACGCCAGCCGGCCAGGAGAGAGGGGGCUGGAUAGAGGGGACGGGGUCGACGUGGCGCUCCCCAUCCUGAGCCUGGCGCACUGUGACCUGCCGCCGGGCCUCGGUCCCGGGUGUGGAUGCCUGUCCCCGGAGAGGACCAGCUGCGUGUGGGUCGGAAGCUCCACGGGGAUGUUCAUACUGAACCUGGCCAACUUUGAGCUGGAGGCGGCCCUGCAUUACCAGGAUUUUCAGGACCUCAGCAUUCAGGUGGCCGGGUCGUGUGCUGUGAUGAGCAGCUGUGGCAAGGCCUUCUGCUUACUCGCCUCCAUGUUUGGGAACGAGAUCACCGGCUUGGAGGUCGACCCAGCUGCUCUGGUGAGGUCCCAGCAGCACCGGCACCUGGGAAUGCAGCUCUCAGUGCUGCCCAGCUCCGGGGUCUCGCCAACCUCCCCUCUGUACUUCGGAGCCGCCGAGGGGACACAUAUCAAGCUGGCCGGCCGCCACCAAGCCGCUGCUCAGAGCAUCUCGCGGGACCAGCCCCUGGUCUUCCACAGCCGCGUCCGGUCCUCCGGUUACACGGCUGCGCCCCACAUGACCAUGUUCUCACCCAAGACCAGUGUCAAGAGAGGCUGUCAGAGACCUUCACAACGCAGGAGCACUCACCCCUGUCAGGAGUACCCUUCGGACAGCCCCGCGCCGACCCGGCUCCGUAGGCAGCUGUCUGUGGCCCAGGGCCUGGUGGCCGUGCGCUGCGUGCAGUUCUCAGGAGACGGGCGUCGGCUGGCCUGUGGCUUGACCGACCACCUGGCCCUGGUCUUUGAUGCCCAUCUGACUGGAGCACCUGCUGUUUUCUCGGGUCACGAUGGGGCAGUGAGCACCCUGGGCUGGAGCCACGAUGCCCAGUGGCUGCUGUCGGCCUCCCUGGACGGGACGGUGAGGGUGUGGUUGGCCCGCAGCCGGGAGCCUGUCCUGUGCCUGGGCACAGACAUGUUCCCGGAGCCGGUGCACCAUGUGCAGUUCUACUACCUCGAUUCGUUCAUGCUCGUGUCCUCGGGCCCCGAGCUCCAGCUGCUCCGGCACCACCUGGACCCCCACAGGGACGAGCUGAGAAGGUACAAGCAGAGGAGCAGGUGCACCCGCGUGUUCCGGCUCCCCACAACGGGGGCCGCGGAGAUCACCGGCCUGUCCGCCCCCAACGAGUUUUACUCCCACCUAGUGCUGGCCACCAGCCGGAGCCGGACAGUGGAAAUCUUCGACCUCAACGCAGGCCGCAGCGCUGCCGUGAUCCAGGGAGUUCAUUCCCGGCCCGCCCACCAGAUCUGCCAGAACCAGGGGUCGCCAUCCACCACCCAGCCGCCUCAGGCUUAUAACCUUUUCGCAACCACCGCCGUGGGUGACGGGGUCCGGCUGUGGGACCUGAGAACCCUGAGGUGUGAGCGCCGUUUCGAAGGACACCCAACCCGCUGCUUCCCGUGUGGGAUUGCCUUCAGCCCCUGCGGGCGCUUUGUGGCAUGUGGUGCGGAGGACAGACACGCAUACGUGUAUGACGUGGGCUCCAGCACCUUCUCCCACCGGCUGCCGGGGCACACGGACACAGUCAGCGGGGUGGCCUUCAGCCCAUCCGCCCCUCAGCUCGUCACCGCCACUCUGGACGGCAAACUCCAGCUGUUUGUAGCCGAGUGA